Neoarius graeffei (lesser salmon catfish) is the source of this 1942-nucleotide messenger RNA. RefSeq names its product growth factor receptor bound protein 7 (gene grb7). Lineage: Eukaryota; Metazoa; Chordata; Actinopteri; Siluriformes; Ariidae. Gene Ontology annotation, biological process: signal transduction. The record is from RefSeq and is a predicted model, not a curated record.
AUGCAGGUGGAUCCUUCUUGGACGGAGGUGUUUACUGACGCUGUGCAAGAGGAGUCGUCGAAUCCAAUGAAGAGUGCGUGCCUCUCCGAAGGUCCACCCGCACCACAAUCACAACCGCUGGCCAUCCAGAACAGCUCCAGCUCGAAAGGAGCGUUCAGACCUUCAUCGAUGCCGUCCAUACCCAAUCCCUUCCCUGAACUGUGUAGUCCCUCCCAUUCUCCUGUACGGGUCGGCUCGCUGGUGGGAAGUGCCACGUCCACUGACGAAGACACGCACGUGGUAAGGGUGUUCGGAGAGGGCACGCACAGUCGCUCCGUAGCAGUGUCGUCAGCCGCAACAGCGCGAGAGGUGUGUCACAUUUUAGUCGAGUCGACUCACUGUCUGGAUGAAGAGAACUGGGCUCUCCUCGAGCAGCACCCUUCACUAGGGCUUGAGCGCUGCCUCGAGGACCAUGAAGUGGUGUCUCGGGUGCAAUCCUCCUGGCCACAAGAUGGAGACACAAAGCUGCUGUUCCGUAAAAACUACGCCAAGUACGAGUUCUUCAAAAAGCCAGCGCAAUAUUUCCCAGAGAACAUGAUUUCUGACUGCACCGACGUCAAAACGGGAAUGACGCCCUCACAGCUUGUCCAGAGCAUGCUGAAGUGUGGCUCAUGUCCAGAGAUUCAAGGCUACCUGCAUGUACGUGAGGCAGGGAAGAAGUCGUGGAAGAAACUGUACUUCGUUUUGCGGAGAUCUGGACUUUACUGCUCCACCAAGGGCUCAUCGAAGGAACCUCGACACCUUCAGUGUGUAGCUGAUCUCGAAGACGUCAGCGUGUAUACAGUCAGCAACAGUCGGAAACUCUACAACUCGCCCAAAGGGGACACUUUCUGCAUGAAGACUAGCAGAGGCAGAUUUCACUCUCAGGAGCUGAAACUUUUGUGUGCGGACAGUGAACAGAGUAAAACCUGCUGGGUUACGGCCUUCAGGUUGUUUAAGUAUGGGAAGCAGCUUCAGUGUAAUUACCUGCUGGCACAGGCGAAUCCGAACCUACAGAUCCCCUCACGAAAUAACACCAAGCGAUCAGACGGAGAGGAGUCGAUGGUAGCCAUGGAUUUCUCAGGGAAGAGCGGCGGGCGAGUGAUCCUCAACCCACGAGAGGCUGAGAGCGCCGAGCAAGAGGAGGCAUAUAACUGGAGGAAGAGAGAGGCACUGCGCUACAGCUUACCGAACAGCAGCCAUGGGUCACGACCUCCAGCUGUGCACCAGACUCAGCCCUGGUUCCAUGGCGGUGUUUCCCGGUCUGAAGCCCAGCAGCUGCUGGAGGAGCAGGGUCAGGCGGAUGGGCUGUUUUUGAUCCGGGACAGUCAGCUGCACACCCAGUGUUUAGUCUUGUCACUGUGUCAUCAGCGGAAGAUCAAACACUACCUGCUCAUUCCCUGUGAGGAGGGCGGCAGGCAGUACUACACGAUGGAUGACGGUGUCACUCUGUUCAUUGACCUGCUGCAGCUGGUGGAGUUUCAUCAGAUUAAUCGGGGCAUCCUCCCCGUGUGCCUCAAACACCCGUGCAUCCGCAUCGCUCUCUGACCCUGAAUUCCCACUGCGUACUCACUCUACACACAACCAAUAUACAUCAAAACCACUGUGUCUAAGCCAUUACAACUCAAAUAACGUUUAAAUCCGAGGAGUCGACGCGAGUGCACGUUAUUUGUGCACGUUGUUUCCGCCCUUUCAGUCACUUGGUGAUGCUGGAGUUCACCGCUUUGGGGGAUUACAUCUGAUAGAUGAAGAAUUUUGCACAAUGCUUUUGGCAGAGAAGCUGUUUUUUAAAUUUUUUUUUUUUUUUUCCUUUCAGGUGAAUAUUUAUGAAAUUGUUUUACGAUUGCAGGUUUGUAUGACCUUUUGCAUUCAUUUUGUAUACCUCCUUGUUUUACGGCUGUAAACCGCAGCCAGGUAUUUAAAU